AUGUCGAUACCUUUCGCAUUCCGAGAAGUAAUCGCCACUACCCCUCAACCAAUGCUAGUCUCGGGCGAGCUUUCAGGCGGUUUGGUUGCCCCAGUUUACCGACUGGCGACUGAAUUACUUGCCGAAGUGUUUGUUAUGAACAGUCGUCCCGAACAGACUGACUUCGAAGAAGAAACUGAUACUAGGCAGCUCAUCGCCGCCAUUCAAAGUGGGCCUUACCAUGUCUUUCCACGACUUAUUUCUAGAGUCUCGUCGCGCUUCCGCGAUGUGGCCCUUGGGACCUCCAAAUUGUGGAGUAUCAUCGUCAUUACUGCCCAAAGUGACAGCCACCGCAUUCAGGCCUACCUCCAGAGGUCCGGCGACGCGCCUCUGGACGUGUUUAUCGCGCUGGAAGGAUCGUGGACCGAAUCCCCCACCCUUCUCGCCAAUGUGAGGCGCAACAUCGACCUCCUCGCGCUUCACUCCGGCCGUUGGAGGCGCCUCUUGGUGCGCUGCCUCAGGGAGGAUAUGCAUUUGCUGUCCGCAUUUGCACCGAUCUCUUCCCUCUGCCGGACAUCCGCCCCCAACCUGAUACAUUUGUCGCUUGACGUCGAUUGGGUCGACUACGCCCCCGUGGACAUCACCGCAGACCCCGCCAUCUUUACGAGUGGUACACCAAGCCUGACAUGCCUGCGACUUCGCGGCAUGGCGCCGCAGGCAUUUCGACCACCUUUAUCAACAGUCACAGCCCUCGAUUUGGCGCCUUACAGAGGCUUGACGUUCACGGAUGACAUGUUUCGAGCGUUGCUCGGCGAGUGUAAAUCCCUUGUCGACCUCGCAAUUUGGGCAGAGGGACAAUUUGUCAACCUCCCGUUUAGUCCCCAGCAAGCCAAGCACAAGUUGCCGCACCUCGAGUCCCUGGUCAUUUCCUCCAGCACUGGUGCAGGGUUCUCAAAAAUUCUCAACAUGGUCGACGCGCCUCGACUGAGGGUGCUCGAGCUCCACGGCCUAUUAGAAGGCGACCUCGACACCCUUUGGUCACAUGGCAGGGGGCUAUCGAUCCACUUUCCCCAGGUCGAGGUGUUCGUCGCGUCAGAGUGGAUCCCUUCAGACGAGAUCUACGACCACCUGUUCGAAAUUUUCCCCAGCGUCGCCAUGUUUCGCUGUCCCCACGCCACCUUCGAGACCUCAAGGCUGGAGAAAUAUCUAACUGGGAGGACCAGGAGAGAGAACGGCGAUCAUUGCUGGACAGGUCUUCGUUACUUAACAUUAGGGUUUGAUGACCGGGAGGAGAUUUCCAGUCUCUUGGAGGCUCUACACACUCGAAAGCUUCUGGGCUACCCUUUGACGGAGGUUGGAUUUGCAGCUGAAGUUGGGGUAUCCUUGGAUAUUUUCGUGGCGGAGGAGGAUUUGGAGCGGAUUGACGGGCUUGGCGUCAGGAUCUACAGAGAGGAAGAGAAACGAUGGCCAUCAUCGGUGAAAGAGCUCAAGAUGUGGGAAUAA
Coprinopsis cinerea okayama7#130 is the source of this 1482-nucleotide messenger RNA. RefSeq lists its product as hypothetical. The record is from RefSeq and is a predicted model, not a curated record. NCBI's taxonomy places the organism in Eukaryota, Fungi, Basidiomycota, Agaricomycetes, Agaricales, Psathyrellaceae. Bases 1 to 1482 code for a protein of 493 amino acids. The transcript has a single exon.